AUGUUUAAAUAUGAAAACAAGUAUGGCGCUGAGUUGGUGGCCAUUGACACAUUUGCCGAAAAUAAUGAUACUUUAACGAUAGCACGCUCCAAUGAUCCCAAUCAUAGAGCCUCAGACAAAUAUUGGUUGGGUUUGGCUUCUUUAGAUGAAUUGAGAACCAAUACCUUGGAAUCGGCCUCGGGAGCAUUGAUUUCUCAAUACUCGGGUUUCUGGUCUUUGCAUCAACCUGAUCCUAUGUCGGGUGAGUGUGUAGCAGCCACAUUUGCCUCGACGUUUCAAUCUUGGGAUUUGGGCACUUGCGAAAGUUUAUUGCCUUUCAUGUGCCGUUCUUCGGCCUGUCCCCAAAACUCCAUACACUGUGCCAAUGGCAAGUGCAUUAAUCAAAGUUUCAAGUGUGAUGGCUCUGAUGAUUGUGGUGAUGGUUCCGAUGAAUUAGAUUGUCCCGCCCAAUGUCACUAUCACAUGCAAUCGGGUGGUGAUGUUAUAGAGAGUCCUAAUUAUCCCCAUAAAUAUGGUGCUCUCUCCAAGUGUAAAUGGACUUUGGAAGGUCCCUUGGGCAGCAAUAUUAUUUUGCAAUUCCAGGAUUUCGAAACGGAAAAAACAUUUGAUACUGUACAGAUUUUGGUAGGUGGACGCACGGAAGAUAAAUCUGUAUCUUUGGCCACUUUGAGUGGUAAGCAGGACUUAACUACUCAACCUCUAGUGUCGGCCUCAAAUUUCAUGAUUGUUAAAUUCACCACUGACGGCAGUGUGGAACGUAAAGGUUUCCGUGCCACCUGGAAGACAGAAGCUAAAAGCUGUGGCGGCACUUUGAAGGCUACUCUACAGAGACAAACUCUCACCAGUCCCAAUUAUCCUAAACAAUAUCCUGGCGGUUUGGAAUGUCUGUACAUAAUUAAGGCCCAACCGGGACGCAUUAUUUCCAUUGAGGUUGAUGAUUUGGAUAUUAACGAGGGACGUGACUAUAUGCUGAUACGUGAUGGUGAAUCACCCAUGAGUCGUCCCAUUGCUAAGCUUACUGGCAAGACCCAAAACAAUGAUAAAGUAAUUAUUUCCACCGGUAAUGCUCUAUAUCUGUACUUCAAGUCCAGUUUGGGUGACUCAGGCAAGGGCUUUAGUUUGAGAUAUAUACAGGGCUGUAAAGCCACUAUUUCGGCACGCAAUGGUACUGUUACCUCUCCAGCUUUUGGCUUGGCUGACUAUCCCAAAAACCAGGAAUGUUUCUUCACCAUACGCAACAGCAUGGGCUCGCCUUUGUCUUUGAAAUUUGACAAGUUUAUGGUUCACAAAAGCGAUAAUGUUCAAGUAUUCGAUGGCUCUUCCACCUCUGGUUUGCGCUUGCAUUCGGGUAAUGGUUUUACUGGUACUACAGCACCCAAGCUGACACUAACUGCUUCCUCUGGGGAAAUGUUGAUCAAAUUUAGCUCGGAUGCUUUGCACAAUGCUGCUGGUUGGUCUGCUACCUUCUCAGCUGAUUGUCCAGAAUUAAAACCUGGUAUUGGCGCUUUAGCCUCUAGUCGUGAUACUGCUUUUGGCACAGUCGUUACUUUCACUUGUCCCAUUGGCCAGGAAUUUGCCACCGGUAAAAGCAAGAUUGUUACGGAAUGUAUGAAGGGUGGUAACUGGAGUGUAUCAUAUAUACCCAAAUGUCAAGAGGUAUACUGUGGUCCUGUACCCCAAAUCGACAAUGGUUUCUCUAUUGGUUCCUCCAACGUUACCUAUCGCGGUGUGGCUAUGUAUCAGUGUUAUGCCGGUUUUACUUUCAGCACUGGAGCUCCCAUUGAAAAGAUUUCCUGUUUGCCAGAUGGCCGCUGGGAACGUAAACCCACUUGUAUGGCUUCUCAAUGUCCUCCUUUGCCCGAAGUACCUCAUGCCAAUGUUACUCUGCUAAAUGGUGGUGGUCGUAGCUAUGGCACCAUUGUGCAAUAUGAAUGUGAACCUGGUUAUGAACGUAAUGGCCAUCCUGUCUUAAUCUGUAUGUCUAAUGGCACCUGGUCGGGUGAAGUUCCACGUUGUUCACGUAAACGCUGCUUUGAGUUCCCUAAGAUUGAAAAUGGUUUUGUGGUGGAUUCUGAUCGUCCUUACUACUAUUCCGAUGAUGCUAGAGUUCAGUGCUUCAAGGGUUAUAAACUAAUUGGCAGCAAUAUUAUUCGUUGCAAUACAGAACAAGUUUUCGAAAAUCCUCCCACUUGUGAGGACAUCAAUGAAUGUACAUCCACUCAAUGUGAUUUGGCCACUACCGAGUGUGCCAAUACAGCUGGCUCUUUCCACUGCAAGUGUCGCCCUGGUUUUGCUCCCACCACUGAAUGCCGUCCUGUCGGAGAUUUGGGUCUUAGUAAUGGUGGUGUGCCCGAUGAAAGCAUUAUGACUUCAGCCAGUGAAGAAGGUUUUACUAAGGGUAUGGUUCGUUUGACCUCUAGUGGUUGGUGUGGUGCUUCUGCUGAGCCUGGAGCCAAUUGGAUUUUGAUUGAUCUUAAGGCACCCACUAUUUUGCGUGGUUUCCGCACUACCUCUGUUCAACGUAUUGAUGGCAAUAUUGCCUUUACCUCCGCAGUCCGUCUACAAUAUAGUGAUGAUUUAACUGAUGUCUUCAAAGAUUACACCAAUCCUGAUGGCACUGCUGUAGAAUUCAGAAUACUCGAACCUACUCUCUCCAUUCUUAACCUGCCUAUGCCUAUUGAGGCUCGUUAUGUACGUUUCCGCAUUCAAGAUUAUGUUGGUGCUCCCUGUAUACGUAUGGAAGCUAUGGGUUGUACCCGUCUGGAUUGUGUGGAUAUCAAUGAAUGUUCCAAAAAUAAUGGAGGUUGCGAUCAAAAGUGUGUCAAUUCUCCUGGUAGCUUUGCCUGUGCCUGCAACACUGGCUAUCAGCUUUUCACCGCUAAUGGUACUGCUGGUUUCCCCAUUGAAAGAUCAGAAACUGGUGAACGUGAUGGUGAUAUCUAUCAACGUAAUAAGACUUGUGUUCCAGUCAUGUGUCCUUCUCUUUUGGAACCUGAAAAUGGUAAAUUGUUGACCGAUAAAAAUGAUCAUCAUUUUGGUGAUAUUGUCAAGUUCCAGUGUAACUUUGGUUACAUAAUGUCUGGCAGUUCGUCUUUGCUUUGCUUGUCCAGUGGACAAUGGAAUGGCACAGUUCCUGAGUGUAACUAUGCUAAAUGUGUUUCUUUGCCUGAUGAUAAAUUGGAAGGUUUAUCCGUAGUACGCCCAGAUCCAGAAUCUGUUUUGGUGCCUUUCCGCGAUAAUGUUACCAUUAACUGCAACUCUCCUGGUCGUCAGUUGAGAUCGACUGCUUCGUCUGGUUUCCGUCAAUGUGUUUAUGAUCCUAAACCUGGUCUACCCGAUUACUGGUUGUCUGGUUCUCAACCUUCCUGUCCACGUGUAGAUUGUUACGAACCCAUGCCUACACCUGGUGCUGAAUAUGGUCAAUAUGUUGAUACCCGCUUCCAGAGCAACUUCUUCUUUGGCUGUCAAAAUACCUUUAAGUUAGCUGGUCAAACAUCUCAUCACGACAAUGUGGUACGUUGUCAAGCUGAUGGUAUUUGGGACUUUGGAGAUUUGCGUUGUGAGGGUCCUGUUUGUGAAGAUCCCGGACGUCCUAGUGAUGGUCGCCAAAUUGCCAAGAGCUAUGAACAAGGAUCUGAAGUAUUCUUUGGCUGCAAUCGUCCUGGUUAUAUACUUAUCAAUCCAAGACCCAUUACUUGUAUGCGUGAACCCGAAUGCAAAGUCAUCAAACCUUUGGGUUUGACUUCAGGCAAAAUACCAGACUCUGCCAUUAAUGCCACUUCCGAACGUCCUAACUAUGAAGCCAAAAAUAUUCGUCUUAACUCUGCUACUGGUUGGUGUGGCAAGCAAGAAGCUUUCACUUAUGUCAGUGUAGAUUUGGGUCAAAUCUAUCGUGUUAAAGCUAUUCUUGUUAAGGGUGUUGUCACCAACGAUAUUGUUGGUCGCCCCACCGAGAUUCGUUUCUUCUAUAAACAAGCCGAAAACGAAAACUAUGUGGUCUAUUUCCCUAACUUCAACUUGACCAUGCGUGAUCCUGGUAAUUAUGGUGAACUUGCCAUGAUAACUCUGCCGAAAUAUGUACAAGCCCGUUUUGUUAUUUUGGGUAUUGUCAGUUAUAUGGAUAAUGCUUGUUUGAAAUUCGAAUUGAUGGGCUGUGAGGAACCCAAAAAGGAACCUUUGCUAGGUUAUGAUUAUGGUUACUCACCCUGUGUAGACAAUGAGCCACCAAUUUUCCAAAACUGUCCUCAACAACCUAUCAUCGUUAGACGUGAUGAUAAUGGCGCUAUUCUGCCUGUUAAUUUUACUGAACCUACUGCUGUUGAUAACUCUGGAUCUAUUGCUCGUUUGGAAGUUAAACCCCAAAACUUUAAGACACCUUCGUAUAUUUUCAAAGAUACAGUAGUGAAAUAUGUGGCUUUCGAUUAUGAUGGCAAUGUUGCUAUUUGUGAAAUCAAUAUUACAAUUCCCGAUGUCACCCCACCACUAUUGCAAUGUCCUCAAAGUUAUGUCAUUGAACUGGUGGAUCGUCAAGAAAGCUAUGAUGUCAACUUCAAUGAUACCCGUAAACGUAUUAAGACCUCUGAUGAAUCUGGUGAAGUACGCUUGACUUUCACACCUGAGCGUGCCAGAAUUCCUAUUGGAGCUUUUGAAAAUGUCACUGUUACUGCUACUGAUAAGUUCAACAACAAGGCCUUCUGUAACUUCCAAGUAUCCGUACAAGCUUCACCUUGUGUCGACUGGGAACUUCAACCUCCGGCGAAUGGAGCCAUUAACUGUUUACCUGGCGAUAAUGGUAUCGAGUGUAUAGCAACCUGUAAGUCUGGUUUCCGUUUCACAGAUGGAGAACCUAUUAAGACUUUCUCCUGCGAAACUUCUCGCUUGUGGAAACCUACUUCUGUGGUACCUGAUUGUGUAUCUGAAAAUACCGAACAAGCUGAUUACCAAGUUACCGCUUCCGUAACAUAUCGUGCCAAUGGUGCUGUUGCUCAAUCUUGUCUUAGCAAAUACCAGGAUGCAUUAUCUCAACAUUACGCCGGCCUAAAUCAACUACUAUCCCAACGUUGUUCAGCUGUUAAUGUCAACAUGAAUGUAACAUUCCUUAAGUCAGUGCCCAGUUUGUUGGAAGAAAAUGUUGUAAACAUGGACUUUAUAUUGUCCAUCUUACCGGCCAUCAGACAACCACAAUUGUAUGCCCUUUGCGGUUCAACAUUGAACUUGAUUUUCGACUUAAGUGUUCCAUACGCCAGUGCUGUCAUUGAUUCCCUCUUGAACAUCUCACAUAUUGGCAAUCAAUGUCCACCACUACGUGCUUUGAAGAGUAAUAUAUCGCGCGGCUUUACUUGCAGUGUUGGUGAAGUUUUGAAUAUGGAUACCAGUGAUGUUCCUAGAUGCUUGCAUUGUCCUGCUGGUACUUAUGUUGCUGUUGGUCAAAACAUCUGCACAUACUGCCCACGUGGUUACUAUCAAAAUCGUGACCGUCAAGGUACCUGCUUACGUUGUCCUGCUGGAACUUAUACGAAAGAAGAGGGAUCCAAAUCGUUGAACGAUUGUGUUCCAGUUUGCGGUUAUGGUACUUACUCUCCCACUGGUUUAGUUCCCUGUUUGGAAUGUCCACGCAACUCGUUUACCACCGAUCCUCCAACAGGAGGCUUCAAGGAUUGUCAAGCCUGUCCUCAAAAUACUUUCACAUUCCAACCAGCCGCUUCUACCAAGGACUUGUGUAGACAAAAGUGUGCUCCUGGUACUUAUUCAUCAACCGGCUUAGCUCCUUGCUCACCUUGUCCAGUUAAUUUCUAUCAAAGCAACGUUGGUUCACAAACCUGUAAUGAAUGUCCUUCGAACAUGCGUACAGAUGGUCCUGGUACUAAAGGUCGUGAGGAAUGCAAACCUGUUAUUUGCGGUGAGGGAGCUUGUCAACAUGGUGGUCUCUGUGUUCCCAUGGGUCAUGGAGUUCAAUGUUUCUGCCCUGCCGGCUUCUCUGGCAAACGUUGUGAAAUUGAUAUCGAUGAAUGCGCUUCGCAACCUUGUUACAAUGGUGGCUCUUGUACUGAUUUACCUCAAGGUUACCGCUGCGAAUGUCCACCUGGCUACUCCGGCAUUAAUUGUCAAGAAGAAAUAAGCGAUUGUUCUGAAAAUACCUGUCCAGCUCGUGCUAUGUGCAAGAAUGAACCCGGAUACAAAAACUUUACAUGCUUGUGCCGCAGCGGCUACACUGGUGAAGAUUGUGAUGUCACUAUUGAUCCCUGCACAGCUAAUGGAAACCCCUGUUCCAAUGGAGCUAGUUGUAAGGCUUUGCAACAGGGUCGUUACAAAUGUGAAUGUUUACCCGGCUGGGAAGGUUUCAAUUGUGAAACAAAUAUAGAUGAUUGCGCCGAAAAUCCUUGUCUUUUGGGAGCCAACUGUACUGAUUUGGUAAAUGACUUCCAAUGUGCUUGUCCUCCUGGUUUUACGGGCAAACGUUGUGAAGAAAAGAUUGAUUUGUGUCUGUCGGAACCUUGCAAACAUGGUACUUGUGUAGAUCGUCUUUUCGAUCAUGAAUGCGUCUGUCAUCCAGGAUGGACUGGUCCUUCAUGUGAUAUUAAUAUCGAUGAUUGUGCUGAUCGUCCUUGCGCUAACGAUGGUACUUGUGUGGAUUUGGUGAAUGGUUAUAGUUGUACUUGUGAACCCGGUUAUACCGGCAAGAACUGCCAACAUACAAUUGAUGAUUGUGAAUCGAACCCCUGUCAAAAUGGAGCUACUUGUGUUGAUCAAUUGGAUGGUUUUACUUGCAAGUGCCGUCCAGGUUUUGUGGGCUUAAGUUGUGAGGCUGAAAUUGAUGAAUGCUUAAGCGAUCCUUGCAAUCCAGUUGGUACAGAACGCUGCUUGGAUUUGGACAAUAAAUUCGAAUGUGUAUGCAGAGAUGGUUUCACUGGCGAAUUGUGCGAAACAGACAUUGAUGAUUGCGCUAGCAACCCUUGUUUGAACAAUGCUCAAUGCCGUGAUCGUGUUGGUGGAUUUGAUUGUGUGUGUCAAGAAGGCUGGAGUGGUUUGCAUUGUGAAACCCAAAUUACCACUUGUAAUACUGUGCUUCCUUGUCAGAACAAUGCCAAUUGUAUCGAUUUGUUCCAAGACUACUUCUGUGUAUGCCCUAGCGGCACUGAUGGCAAAAACUGUGAAACUGCUCCAGAACGUUGUAUUGGCAACCCAUGUAUGCAUGGCGGUAAAUGUCAAGAUUUCGGCUCUGGCUUGAACUGUACCUGUCCCAUGGACUACUCGGGUAUUGGUUGUCAAUAUGAAUUCGAUGCUUGCGAUGCUAAUGUUUGUCAAAAUGGAGCCACUUGCAUUGAUAUUGGUGAAGGUUAUACCUGCGUUUGUCCUAAAGGUUUCACAGGCAAGAACUGCGAAGAAGAUAUUGUCGAUUGUAAGGAUAACUCAUGUCCUCCUGGCGCCACCUGUGUCGAUUUGACCAAUGGUUUCUACUGUCAAUGUCCUUUCAAUAUGACUGGUGAUGACUGUCGUAAGACCAUACAAGUUGAUUAUGAUCUUUACUUCAGCGAUGCUUCCCGUUCUACUGCUGCUCAAGUUGUACCCUUCUUUACCGGUGAAUCUUCCAGUUUAACUAUUGCCAUGUGGGUGCAAUUUGCUCAAAAGGAUGAUACUGGUAUAUUCUUCACUUUGUAUGGCGUGGAAUCUCCCAAUAUGGCCAGCAAUCGCCGUCUUAUGUUACAAGCCCAUUCCAGUGGUGUACAAGUUUCCUUGUUUGCCGAUUACCAAGAUGUAUUCCUUUCCUUUGGUGAAUACACUUCCGUCAAUGACGGUCAAUGGCAUCAUGUAGCUAUUGUUUGGGAUGGUGUUACUGGUCAAUUGCAAUUGAUUACCGAAGGUCUUAUUGCCAGCAAGGUAGAAUAUGCCCAAGGUCAAGUAUUGCCACAAUACUUGUGGUCUGUACUCGGUCGUCCACAACCUGAUGAUUCUAAAUAUGCUGUAUCUUAUUCGGAAACUGGCUUCCAAGGAACCAUUACUAAAGCUCAAGUAUGGGCCCGCGCUUUGGAUAUUACUUCGGAAAUUCAAAAACAAGUACGUGAUUGCCGUUCCGAACCGGUGUUGUACAAUGGUCUGAUUUUGAAUUGGUCUGGUUAUGAGCUGACUUCGGGUGGUGUUGAACGUACCGUACCUUCAAUGUGUGGUCAACGUAGAUGUCCCAAUGGUUAUACUGGUCCCAAUUGCCAACAAUUACAGGUUGAUAAGGAACCACCAGUAGUCGAACAUUGUCCUGGAGAUUUGUGGGUUAUUGCCAAGAACGGUUCGGCCGUUGUUACUUGGGAUGAACCUCACUUUAGCGAUAAUAUUGGUGUUACGAAAAUUGUAGAACGUAAUGGUCAUCGUCCUGGUACCACGCUCUUGUGGGGCUCUUACGAUAUAACUUAUAUUGCCUCUGAUGCCGUUGGUAAUACAGCUUCCUGCAGUUUCAAGGUUUCGUUAUUGACUGAAUUCUGUCCUCCCUUGGCCGAUCCUGUGGGUGGUGUACAAGUUUGUAAAGAUUGGGGUGCAGGCGGUCAAUUCAAGGUUUGCGAAAUUGCCUGUAAUCCUGGUUUAAGAUUCUCUGAAGAAGUUCCUGAAUUCUAUACUUGCGGAGCUGAAGGUUUCUGGCGUCCUACUCGAGAUCCUUCAAUGCCUUUGGUUUAUCCUUCUUGUUCUCCCUCUAAACCUGCUCAACGUGUAUUCCGCAUUAAAAUGCUAUUCCCCUCGGAUGUUCUCUGUAAUAAGGCCGGUCAAGGAGUUCUUAGACAAAAGGUUACCAACUCUGUUAACUCUCUUAAUAGAGAUUGGAACUUCUGUUCUUACUCUGUCGAAGGCACCCGCGAAUGUAAGGAUAUUCAAAUCGAUGUCAAGUGUGAUCAUUAUCGCGGCGGUCAAAGCAAUCGUGCUAAACGUCAAGUCAAGGAUGGUGGAGUUUAUGUUUUGGAAGCUGAAAUUCCCGUAUUAAACGAAGCCGAUGAACCUGAUACACGUGGUCGACAAGGACGCCAACAAACUGGCGGCGAUACAUACACGCUGGAAAUUUCUUUCCCGGCAGUGAAUGAUCCUGUAAUACACACCUCCUCAGGCGAACGUUCUACCGUUAAGUCUUUGUUGGAGAAACUUAUUCUGGAAGAUGAUCAAUUUGCUGUUCAAGAUAUAUUACCCAAUACUGUACCCGAUCCAGGUUCUUUGGAGCUGGGCUCUGAAUAUGCUUGCCCGGUGGGUCAAGUGGUCAUGAUACCCGAUUGUGUUCCUUGUGCUAUUGGCACCUAUUAUGAUACCACCAACAAAACAUGUAUUGCUUGUGAACGUGGCACCUAUCAGUCUGAAGCUGGCCAAUUGCAAUGUAGCAAAUGUCCUGUUAUUGCUGGACGUCCUGGUGUUACUGCUGGUCCGGGAGCUCGUUCGGCUGCUAACUGCAAAGAACGUUGUCCUGCUGGCAAAUACUUUGAUUCGGAAACUGGCUUGUGUAGACCUUGCGGUCAUGGUUUUUAUCAACCCAAUGAAGGUUCCUUUAGCUGUGAAUUGUGUGGUUUGGGACAAACUACUCGCUCUGCUGAGGCUACUUCACGCAAAGAAUGUCGUGAUGAAUGUUCUUCUGGUAUGCAGUUGGGUGUGGAUGGUCGUUGUGAACCUUGUCCUCGUGGUACUUAUCGUUUGCAGGGUGUACAACCAUCUUGUGCUGCCUGUCCAUUGGGACGCACUACCCCCAAGGUGGGCUCCAAAUCGGUUGAGGAAUGUACCUUGCCUGUCUGCUCUCCUGGUACUUAUCUCAACGGUACCCUCAACAUGUGUGAAGAAUGUCCUAAGGGCUUCUAUCAACCCGAAUCCCAACAAACUACUUGCAUACAUUGUCCACCAAAUCAUAGCACCAAGAUCACCGGUGCCACUUCAGCUUCAGAAUGUACCAAUCCCUGCGAACAAAUUGCCGAAGGUAGACCCCAUUGUGAUCCCAAUGCCUAUUGUAUUUUGGUGCGUGAAACCAAUGACUUUAAGUGUGAAUGUAAACCCGGUUUCAAUGGCACUGGCAUGGAGUGUACCGAUGUUUGUGAUGGUUUCUGUGAGAACCAAGGCAACUGUGUUAAGGAUUUGAAGGGUACUCCCUCAUGUCGCUGUGUGGGUUCAUUCACUGGUCCCCAUUGUGCUGAACGUUCUGAAUUCGCCUAUAUAGCUGGAGGUAUUGCUGGUGCUGUGAUCUUUAUCAUAGUUAUAGUCCUACUUAUAUGGAUGAUUUGUGUGCGUUCAACUAAGAGACGUGAUCCCAAGAAAAUGCUAUCACCUGCCAUUGAUCAGACAGGCUCACAAGUGAACUUCUAUUAUGGAGCUCAUACGCCUUAUGCGGAAUCUAUAGCUCCUUCACAUCACAGCACCUAUGCUCAUUAUUACGAUGAUGAGGAAGAUGGCUGGGAAAUGCCAAAUUUCUAUAAUGAAACCUAUAUGAAGGAUGGAUUACAUGGAGGCGGUAAAAUGAGUACCUUGGCUAGAUCGAAUGCUUCUCUUUAUGGCACCAAGGAUGAUUUAUAUGAUCGACUAAAACGACAUGCCUACACUGGCAAAAAAGAAAAGAGUGAUAGUGAUAGUGAAGUACAGUAAACACGUUUAAUUAUUUUAACGGCUUUAGUAAUGAAUGGGGAUAAAGUAAAAUAAGAAGAAGAAGUUCUAAAUACUAGUUAUAUUUUUGGAGUAUUUUUUUAAAGAAACUAAUUUAAUUAAGUUUUUAUUCAUUACUUAAGACCCUUUAUGCCGAAAGCUUUACUAAAGCUUCUUUGGCAUGUACAUACAAAAUAACAAACAAAAACAACAAAAAAUUUAUUAAAAGCUUUAUAUUGAUUUGCUGUAAUUUUGUGUAUAAAAUGAAAUUCAUUGGAAAAUGUAAAAUUGUCUUUAAUCUUUUAACUAACGACUUUUUAGUUUAUCUUUUUUA
Lucilia cuprina (Australian sheep blowfly) is the source of this 10924-nucleotide messenger RNA. It is a transcript of the gene uif, whose product is annotated as sushi, von Willebrand factor type A, EGF and pentraxin domain-containing protein 1. The transcript has 11 exons. Lineage: Eukaryota; Metazoa; Arthropoda; Insecta; Diptera; Calliphoridae. The record is from RefSeq and is a predicted model, not a curated record. Gene Ontology annotation, biological process: Notch signaling pathway. The coding region runs from base 1 to 10593 and encodes 3530 amino acids. Gene Ontology annotation, molecular function: calcium ion binding; Notch binding.